UUUUUUGCUUUUUGGAUCACACUCAGCGAUGCACAGGGGUUACUCCUGGCUCUGCACUCAAGAAUUACUCCUGGUGGUGCUUAGGGGACCAUAUGGGAUGCUGGGAAUUGAACCCGGGUUGGCCGAGUGCAAGGCAAACGCCCGCUGUGUUAUUGAUUCAGUCCAACUCUUGCAGAUUUUUAAUCUGUAACUUGGACCAAGGGAAAGGACGGGACAGGGUGAAAUUGGCAGUCUCUCCAAUGUGCUUCCAGAGGAACGCUCUGAUCUGGGGCCUGGCCCCCGUCCUCACCAUUCUGGUUUACGGGCUUAGCCUGGGCUGGAGGCGCCUGCAGAAGCCCCCCUGGGGUCUUCAUCUCUGUCCCACAGACCUGACUGGGAAGACAGCAGUGGUGACCGGGGCCAACAGUGGCAUCGGUAAGGCCGUGGCCCAGGAGCUGGCCCUCCGUGGGGCCUGCGUGAUCCUCGCCUGCCGGAACCCCGAGAGCGGACGACGGGCUCAGAUGGAGAUCCAAGCGGCCACCAAGGGGAAGGGGCGCCUCCUGCUUGGCGACGUGGAUCUGAGCUCCAUGGCCUCGGUCAGGAGCUUUGCCAGCUGGCUCCAGCGGGAGCACCCCGAGAUACACCUGCUGGUGAACAACGCGGCCGUCUGUGGAUUACCCACGAUUCUCACCCCAGAGGGUUUUGAUGUCACCUUUGCCACAAAUUAUAUUGGACCCUUUCUGCUCACGAAUCUUCUCCAAGGGCUUUUGCAGCAGGCAGGCACAGCACGAGUGGUUAACCUGUCUUCCUUUAUGCAUGUGCACGGCUACAUUGAUGAGGACCACAUGAUGGGCACCGGAAGGCCUUUGGGCUUCAACCAGAACUACUAUUCCACCAAACUGAUGCUCAUCUUGUUCACCCGGGAGCUUGCCCAGCGGCUUCAAGGGACCGGUGUGACUGUGAACUCGGUGGAUCCGGGUGUGGUCUACACGGGAAUCAUGAAGACUUUCCCCUGGUAUUACCGCGUUGGCUUCUGGCUUUUAAGCUUCUUCUUGAAGGAUAUCAAACAAUCAGCAGUCCCCGUCCUCUACCUGUGCUUAGCAAAGGAACUGGAUGGCAUUUCUGGAAGAUACUUCAGCAAUUCUUGCGUGAUUACUCUUCCCUCUGAAAUUGCUCUGGACCGCCAGGUGGGUCAAAGACUCUGGCAGAGCACAGCCCGACUCACCAACCUGGACCAGACGGAUUGACCUCUGGUGGCUGCUGUCUGCCCUCGCCCCCCCUCCCUGCAUGCCUCCUUGGACGGAUGACCUCGUCUGGCUGAAGGGCUCUUUUCCCUCUUCCUUCUGCUCAGUAGCAUGAAAGCGCAGAGAAGCCAGAACCUGGGCUAUACUCUUCAGUGGAAGUAGAAAUUAGAAUCUCUUAGAAGCUCAAAGUGGCGGGCGGUGGGGAGGGGAGUCAAACUCUUUCAGGCAGGCUGAAAGGAGGGUUUCAAGGACGGUGACCAGCAAAAGGGCAACACUCACACCCGAGCCUCUUGGUAGCUGGACUUGGACUUCUUGACAUUGGAGGUCAUACCACACAGUGCCUUCUGGAUGAAAGCCUCUGCCAGCUUCUGCUAAGACAUCACCCCAGCUGGGACAGUGCAGAUAAUCCAUCCUUCUGUCCUUGCUGGAAGGACAUGAAUCCCUCACAUGUGCACCAUGUUCUUUGCCCCAAGCCACAUCCCUGGUUCCUAUUCUAGCUUUCUGUCAACCUCUUGCUCCUGGGUGAUGAGCCAAGAAAUAAGACGAGCAAA
This is a messenger RNA of Sorex fumeus (smoky shrew), 1774 nucleotides long. Its product is annotated as retinol dehydrogenase 13-like. Lineage: Eukaryota; Metazoa; Chordata; Mammalia; Eulipotyphla; Soricidae. The transcript has 6 exons. The record is from RefSeq and is a predicted model, not a curated record. The coding region runs from base 93 to 1226 and encodes 377 amino acids.